Messenger RNA from Mytilus trossulus (common blue mussel), 2047 nucleotides. RefSeq names its product L-xylulose reductase-like. Lineage: Eukaryota; Metazoa; Mollusca; Bivalvia; Mytilida; Mytilidae. The record is from RefSeq and is a predicted model, not a curated record. Gene Ontology annotation, biological process: glucose metabolic process; xylulose metabolic process. Gene Ontology annotation, molecular function: carbonyl reductase (NADPH) activity; L-xylulose reductase (NADPH) activity. The transcript is spliced from 7 exons. The coding region runs from base 177 to 941 and encodes 254 amino acids.
UUAAGGAGAGUGUCAGAAUAUUCACGGAUUUUCUGCAAGGAUAGCCAUAUUUUGGGACCAUGAAAAUGUGUCGGUUUAAGCAGGAUGUUGGAAUACUUUGGGUGUCGGAUAAGACAGGUUGCACUGUACCUUUAACUAAUUCGAAGGAGCUAAACUGUAACCAGUAACUUAUAGAAAUGAAUAUUAACUUCGAAGAGAAAAUUGCUCUUGUCACUGGUGCCGGUAAAGGUAUCGGACGCUGUAUCGCUCUUAGGUUAUCAAAGCUUGGAGCGAAAGUCUAUGCUGUUAGCAGGACCCAGGCAGAUCUUGACAGCUUAAAAGUGGAGGAUCCAUCGAUUGAAACACGAUGUUUAGAUAUUGGAAACUGGAACAACACAAGGAAAGUGAUUGAAGACGUAGGAAAAGUAGAUCUCUUAGUAAAUAAUGCUGCAAUUAUUAGGUACAAAUCUGUUCUUGAAACAACAGAAGAGCUCAUUGACGAACAUUUUCAAGUGAAUGUUAAGGCAGCUUUGAACAUAUCUCAGAUCGUCGCCAAAGGAAUUAUUUCACGGAAAGGAAGUGGGGCAAUUGUGAAUAUUUCAAGUAUCUGCGGUAUUAUAACUAUGCCUGGUUGUCCUGUUUAUUGCAGCACGAAGGCAGCCAUUGAUAUGCUCACAAAGUCUAUGGCAUUAGAGUUUGGACCUUUCAAGAUUCGAGUAAACAGCUGUAGCCCAGGCGCAGUAUUAACAGCCAUGAACAAGAAGAUUUUUUCCUCCCAGGAACUUAAAGAUUCUGUUACAGGAAGAAUACCGAUGGGACGAUUCAUAGAACAAGAUGAAGUUGCAAAUACAGUUGCAUUCCUGCUCAGUGACUAUGCAUCUAUGAUAAAUGGUGCAUUGGUGCCCGUGGACGGAGGAAACAUGAUACAUAUAUCACCUAACCCUAUCCAGAAGUUAAAAUAGCAGGUCCAAAAGGCUCAAUAAUUACAAAUGGACUGUGUGGGGUUCUUCAUAGUGAUGUUAUUAACACUGACUGCAUAUUAUUAACCCUACAACAUAUAUAACAAUAAUAAAAUACACAUUACAUAGACAACACAUAACAACAUAAAACAGACUUAUAGACAAAGGGGAAUAAGUCAAAUAUAUUCCAAUGAUAUUAUUGUCCUUAUAUUAAAGUGAAAUGCACAAAUAACCAUGCGCUCUAAAGUAUUAUACAUAAGCAUGAGCACUAUCAAUCGCAAUGUUAGUGUUCCAAAAUUACAUAUAAACACUAUAACACUAUACAGUUACAAAUAUACAAGACAAUUACAAAGUAAAACAUGUAAAUAAACUCAUCAUAGAUACCAGGAUCAAAAUUUUAUAUUUAAGCCAGACGCGCGUCUACAUCAUCAGUGACACUCGAAUCUAAAAAUGUUUAAAAGGCCAAAUAAAGUAAGAAGUUGAAGACCAUUACACAUUCCUUACCAUAUGCGUAGAACCAUCUACUUGAUUCCUAUCGUAACCAAUUCAAUAUCAUAAUCUGAAUACAAUUACCAUAACAUUCAUCAGACCACUGACCUGGACAUUACUCUUACAUUGAGUAAAACACACUGUACUCAAUAAAAUUUCCAUCUUAGUAUCAGAUCUCUGUACUUAUAGGAUAGGAAGAUGUGGUGUGAGUGCCAUGAGACAACUCUCCAUCCAAAUAACAAUUUAUAAAAGUAAUCCAUUAUAGGUCAAUGUACGGCCUUCAACACGGAGCCUUGGCUCACAUCAAACAGAAAACUAUAAAGGGCCCAAAAUUACUAGUGUUAAAUCAUUCAAACGGGAAGCCCAACGGUCUAAUAGAAACGAGAAACACGUAUAAAUUACAUAAACAAACGACAAGUUCUGUACAUCAGAUUCCUGACUUAGGACAGAUGCAAAUAUUUGCAGCUGGAUUAAACGUUUUAAUGGUACCAAACCUUCUCCCUUUUUACUAAUGUACUUUUAAGUGUAAAUAAAAUUAUGAAGUUUAUAUACUGUUUUAAAUGAUUUAUUCUAUUUGACAUUUACCAAAUAUGUUUGACUAAUAAAGGUUAAUAUUUUAA